AUGGGAACUCCUGGAUCAGGACGGAAGAGAACUCCAGUGAAAGACAGGUUUUCUGCAGAAGAUGAAACUCUGAGUAACAUUGCCAGAGAGGCAGAAGCCAGGCUUGCAGCCAAACGGGCAGCUCGAGCAGAAGCAAGAGAUAUACGUAUGAGAGAGCUGGAGCGACAGCAAAAAGAGUUUUCUCAGCAUUCAUAUGAUAGAAAAUGGGCUCAUAUCCAGAAAUGGAUGGAAGAUUCAGAGAGGGCCAGGUAUUCUCACCGGUCCAGUCGACAUUCAUAUUUGAGUUCUUUGGAUGUCAGUGGGUCUCACAGGAGCAGAGCAAGUACCUCCAGAAGGAGAGAUCUUGUGUAUGACAGUGCUAAGGAUAGAUCUACAAGAUACUCAGUCCCUAGUCAUGCUUACAGUGAAUCUCAUAGUUCAAAGAAGAAAGCUGCUUAUUCCCAUAAAGAUUUAUUGAGUGGAAUUUACUAUGAUCAAAGAAAUUAUAGCAGCCUUAGAUAUAGUAAACCAGUUCCUUCCUACCAUACUCGGUCGUCUUCUCUAUACAGUGAUCCAGUGGCAACAACUAGGAGUUACAGGGUGUCUCCUUCUGUAAACACUGGUUUGAUAAGAAGUAUCAGUUUGGCAUCUUUGUAUGGUGAUGGAUUACAUAGCUCAUAUAGUUCUCGCCCUCCAUCUGAAUACAGUUAUUCUUCAAGAGCAAGCUCAGUUCGAAGUAGUCCUGUGUCCUCUGAUUUUUCUGAUCAAAGUGAAACUGCUGCUGACUAUUUUAGUCGUUCCAACCGCAGGGGAAGCAUUGUUUCCGAUGCAGACGAUCUCCAAGGUUUGAAUAGUCUGGAAGAAAAGAGUGAAAAAUCACAUUCAGAAAUAUUUUCAAGGCCAUCAUCUCGUAAUUCAAUAAGUGCAACUCCUCUGAGUGGCAACUCAUCUAGGAGAGGAAGUGGAGACACGAGCAGUUUGGUAGAUCCUGAUGCCUCCCUCAGUGAAUUACGGGAUAUCUAUGAUCUUAAGGACCAGAUACACGAUGUAGAAGGGAGAUACAUGCAGGGACUUAAAGAACUAAAGGAUUCACUAGCUGAAGUUGAAGAGAAGUACAAGAAAGCUAUGGUUUCCAAUGCUCAACUAGACAAUGAGAAAAACAACUUGGUUUACCAAGUGGAUACUCUAAAGGACGUCAUUGAGGAGAAAGAAGAACAGAUAGCUGAGUUGUAUAGGGAGAAUGAAGAGAAGUCAAAGGAGUUGGAAAGACAGAAACACACAUGCAGUGUUCUACAGCAUAAGCUGGAUGAACUUAAAGAAGGCCUUCGACAGAGAGAUGAAUUGAUAGAGGAGAAUCAACACAUGCAGCAGAAUAUAGACUCCAUAACCAAAGAGGUGUUUGAUCUCCAGGAGACAAUUAAUUGGAAAGAUAAAAAAAUAGGGGCCCUAGAAAGACAGAAAGAUUACUUUGACUGCAUUAAGAAUGAGCGAGAUGAGCUCAGAGAGGAGUUGGCUGACCUGAAGGAAACAAUGAAGAGAGGAGAGAAACAUGGGUUAGUUAUAAUUCCAGAUGGCACACCAAAUGGUGAUGUAAACCAUGAAUCGGUGGUUGGUGCAAUAACAGUGGUAUCACAGGAAGCUGCUCAAGUCUUGGAAUCUGCAGGAGAAGGACCACUAG
This is a messenger RNA of Pelecanus crispus (Dalmatian pelican), 1657 nucleotides long. The record is from RefSeq and is a predicted model, not a curated record. NCBI's taxonomy places the organism in Eukaryota, Metazoa, Chordata, Aves, Pelecaniformes, Pelecanidae.